This is a messenger RNA of Plasmopara halstedii, 489 nucleotides long. RefSeq lists its product as uncharacterized. Gene Ontology annotation, cellular component: post-mRNA release spliceosomal complex; U2-type spliceosomal complex. The transcript has 2 exons. Bases 1 to 489 code for a protein of 162 amino acids. Lineage: Eukaryota; Oomycota; Peronosporomycetes; Peronosporales; Peronosporaceae. The record is from RefSeq and is a predicted model, not a curated record.
AUGACAACUACCGCUGCAGAUAAUGCGUUGCCUCGCGCUAAGCGACUGAAAAUGCUGCGCGAUGCCAAGGCUCGUAAGGAGGGUGUUGAUAUAACGAGUGAGGAAUUAGGUAUUACUGGCACUGCAGAGGUCCCGACUUCUACAAACGACGCUAUUCAAACCAGUGAAGUAACACAGUUGACAACGAGGGCCGACGAAAAGUCAGAAGAUUUUGUUGAGAAGAUGACGCAGGCGCAGGAAGAUGACGCAAAGACAGAAGAUGAAAGCGAUGAUGAGCUUCUUAAUUUAGCGCCUAAGCGCGCCAACUGGGACAUUGAGCGCGAUAUCGCGCCAAUGCUACGCAAAUUGGAGCGACGGACGCAACACGCCAUCGUCGAAGUUUUGCGUGAGAAAUUAGCUGCAGAGCAACAGGAGGACAGUAGUGAUGGCGAUGGUGAUGAGGAGCAAGAGAAAAUUGCUGAAGAGGAUACUGGCAUAAUUAACAAAUGA